Molecule: messenger RNA, 1263 nt
Organism: Anopheles funestus (African malaria mosquito)
Lineage: Eukaryota; Metazoa; Arthropoda; Insecta; Diptera; Culicidae
Exons: 2
Coding region: 127-756 (209 amino acids)
Source: RefSeq, a predicted model, not a curated record
UCCAAGCAUUCUUUUGCUCUCGCUGAUUGUUUCUUUUCCAUUCAAUUGAUCCUGCAUUUUUGUGUCACUUGUCAAUAUCGCGCAUCGAAAUUCUUCAUCUGAAAAAUUCUCCAGUUUUUUUACGAAAUGUCGAUCGUGCUACAGUUUUGCCACGCUCAGCUGGCAAAGUUUCAUGGACUUCUGCUGGGAAACCAUCAAAGGCUCCUGUUUACGUCACUGAUGAUUGGCUUGACCACGGCAGCCGCUCACUGGCAAUCCAUACGCCAUCCAACGCUGAUGGAUCAUUUCCAGGAAAAUUUACGCUCCUUCCCGGUGGAAAUUUCAUUCGGUGCAUUCGCUCUCGGCUUCAUCGGGGCGCUGCUAUCCUACGGACUCUACCGGCACCAUCUGUCUGGCAAAGAACGUCGGGUAAGGGUCGCGAUUCGGCAGCGCUACAUCGACUACAUCGUGCUUUGCCUGAUGGUAAGUGUAGCCAAUGCCGCCCGCCAGCAUCUGCACUGUCCGGACAAGCAAGGGCUCGGGCUGCAGCAGCUCGAAGGAUACCGGCGUGACAUUGAGGUCGCCAUCGGUCGCUUUCGAGCCAGUGCGAGAAAACUGUUCCACGAACCGCCUUCAACACUUGCCAAUUCGAACUCCUUUCUCGAACGCUAUUUCCAACUGGAUGAUGAACGAUUCGGAGAGGAAAUUUUAGCACUGAAACGAGACUCCGGAUCGCUGAUGAACGUGCUGGGCAUCAAAGGAUUGCUAAACCAAUAAGCUCGGAACAGAUAAAGCUUACCAGUUCCGAAGAAAGAAAUCAGCCCGGGCGUUAUCCUUAAUGCUGCACCGGCAUAAAUCCGAAUGUUCCGAAUCAAUUAACAGAUUAUCAAAUAAGCUUGCCGAAUGUUUGAUUUAUUUCUUGCCAGAUUUUCUGUCCUUUCAAACAGUUCUCUAGCUGUGAGUUGGGCCUUUUUUGUUGCUAACUCUCAUGAUUCGGAUAUUGUUUCAUGUGAUCGCUUUCAUCUGAAAUAGAAUCAAAUGGUCAUUUUAGGCAAUGGGAAAAAACACCUACAGGUGUAUCAUAUCAAUUCAAUGUAGCGAUAGUGUCGUUGAAUGACCUGGGAAGGAAAAUUAAAAUGACCACCCGCAUCUAUCUGUAUACGCAGCGUCAAUUGAAAAAUCAAACGUGAGUGAAUCAAAAACAGGAUGUGAAUAAAAUCGAAGUGUUUGCUAAUGGUUCUAACUACCAUAAUACAUUAAACCCAUAGAAAAUCUCUAUAUUCC